Messenger RNA from Trichogramma pretiosum, 1187 nucleotides. It is a transcript of the gene Mettl2, whose product is annotated as methyltransferase-like protein 2-A. Gene Ontology annotation, molecular function: tRNA (cytidine-N3)-methyltransferase activity. The coding region runs from base 70 to 1056 and encodes 328 amino acids. The record is from RefSeq and is a predicted model, not a curated record. The transcript is spliced from 6 exons. Lineage: Eukaryota; Metazoa; Arthropoda; Insecta; Hymenoptera; Trichogrammatidae.
CGCGGCCGGCUGCACCCGUCCUGCACUCCGCGUAUCAGCGUGUGUGAGUCUGCAUUGAUUGUUCUGAACAUGGCUACGUUUACCCCAGAAGGUGCCGGCAGUGCCGCAGAUGGCAAGAGGCCGCAAUUUGGAAAUCGAACUCUCGGCGAAGAAGAUGACGUUUUUCGACACAAUUCGUGGGAUAAUGUUGUGUGGGACAAAGAACAGGAGGAAUUAGCCUUGCAAAAAGUUAAAGAAAACUCCAAAAUUACAGCAUCGAGUGAGGAAAUUUUACAGUAUGAAACAGAGGCUGACAAAUAUUGGGACAAAUUUUAUGGAAUUCAUCAAAAUAAAUUUUUCAAGGACAGGCACUGGUUGCUGACAGAAUUCCCUGAAUUGGCUCCUGAAAAAGUACAGCAAAAUAAAAAUAUACCACUGAGAGAAUCAACGGAGCCCCAAAAUGAAAAAGAUGAAACAGUUGAAACCUUAGACAACCCGCAGAAAAAAAUAUUUGAAAUAGGUUGUGGAGUAGGAAAUACCAUAUUUCCUUUGUUAUUAUAUAAUGACAAUCCAAAUCUUUUUGCAUAUGGCUGUGAUUUUUCAUCAGCUGCAAUUGAAAUAAUGCAACAAAGUAGAGAAUAUGAUGCGGCAAGAUGUAAGGCAUUUGUUUUGGACGCUACUCAAGAUGAUUGGAAUCCACCAUUUGAAGAAAACAGCUUAGAUAUUGUAAUUUUGAUAUUUGUACUUUCUGCCAUAAAUCCAGACAAAUUUCAACAUGUUGUGAAACAAAUUCAUAGGUAUUUAAAACCAGGAGGUUUAGUAUUAUUUAGAGAUUAUGGAAGAUAUGAUCUAGCUCAAUUAAGAUUUAAGCAAGGCCGUUGUGUUGCCGAAAAUUUCUACGUAAGAGGUGAUGGCACAAGGUGCUACUUUUUCACUCAAGAAGAGCUCAGGGAACUGUUUACUGGCUGUGGAUUUGAAGAAGUUCAGAAUAUUGUUGACAGAAGACUGCAAGUCAAUCGCGGCAAACAAAUUCGAAUGUACCGAGUUUGGGUUCAAUGUAAAUAUCGCAAACUAUAAUUUGAACAUAAUUAAAGUUUGUUUAAUUAUAUGUACAUAUAAUUGACUUGUAUUUAUGAUACUAAACGUGGCUUUAGUUUUUUAUUAAAAAUAGUGUCAUAAGAGUUAUUUUUUUGUAAUAAAGACGUUAA